AUGCCUGAUGCCUUAUCACAGUAUAUGUGUGAUUCCUUAUCGCAGAAAAUGUGUAAUGCCUUAUCGCAGAAAAUGUGUAAUGCCUUAUCGCAGAAAGUGUGUGAUGCCUUAUCGCAGAAUAUGUCUGAUACCUUAUCGCAGAAUAUGUCGUCUGAUGUCUUAUCGCAGGAUAUGUCCGAUGCCUUAUCGCAGAAUAUAUGUGAUGCUUUAUCACAGAAUAUGUCUGAUGCCUUAUCGCAGAAUACGUGUGAUGCCUUAUCGCAGAAUAUAUCCAGUGCCUUAUCGCAGAAUAUAUCCGAUGCCUUAUCACAGAUUAUGUGUGAUGCCUUAUCGCAGAAAAUGUGUAAUGCUUUAUCGCAGAAUAAGUCCGAUGCCUUAUCACAGAAAAUGUGUGAUACCUUAUUGCAGAAUAUGUUUGAUUCCAUGUCAUAG
This is a messenger RNA of Mytilus californianus (California mussel), 432 nucleotides long. RefSeq lists its product as uncharacterized. The record is from RefSeq and is a predicted model, not a curated record. Lineage: Eukaryota; Metazoa; Mollusca; Bivalvia; Mytilida; Mytilidae. The transcript has a single exon. The coding region runs from base 1 to 432 and encodes 143 amino acids.